UGCAAAGAUGUCCUCCUUGCUAAGUGCUAUAUCUCGGAGCUGGUCAACAAAAUGACUAUUUAACUAAACUCAAUCCUCUUUAUAUCAGCGCUAAUAACACCUUAUCCUUUACGAACUUCACAAACACACCCGUGAAAUGCAACUGAGGCAUCUGAAGACUCUUUUAACCCCGCAGGAGACAGCUGCCAAAGUGACAUGUCUGGCCUGGGCCCCCAACAACACCAAGUUCGCCGUGUGCACCGUUGACCGAGUGGUGCUGCUGUAUGAUGAACAGGGAGAGAAGAAAGACAAGUUCUCCACCAAACCUCUAGACUCCAAGUAUGGAAAACACAGCUAUACAGUCAAUGACAUGGUGUUCUCGCCGGACUCCACAAAGAUCGCCAUCGCCCAGUCUGACAACAUCAUCUUUGUCUACAAGAUCGGAGAGGACUGGGGGGACAAGAAAACGAUUUGCCACAAGUUUGUUCAAACGAGUGCUGUGACCUGCGUGCUUUGGCCUGCAGAACAUGCGAUUGUUUAUGGAUUGGUGGAAGGCAAGGUUCGGCUUGCCAACACUCAGACCAACAAGUCCUCAACCCAGUACAGCACCGAGUCCUGUGUUGUCUCACUGGUUUCAAAUGUUUCUGGUAAAGGCAUCCUGUCUGGCCACGCUGAUGGGACAGUCGUGCGCUACUUCUUUGAUGAUGAAGGCUCGGGGGAGUCUCAGGGUAAGCUGCUGCUGCACCCAUGCCCCCCCUACGCCCUGGCCUGGGGUACAAACAGCAUCAUGGUGGGCGGCUGUGACAAGAAGGUGGUGGCUUACAGCCGAGAGGGUCACGUCCUGCAGACCUUCGAUUACAGCCGAGACCGGACGGAGCGGGAGUUCACCGUAGCCGCCACCAGCCCGAGCGGGCAGUCCGUCGUGUUCGGCAGCUAUGACCGGCUGCGGGUGUUUAGCUGGACUCCCAGAAAAGGAGUGUGGGAUGAAGCCAAGCCCAAAGAGAUCCAAAACCUCUACACGAUCACUGCGCUGGCCUGGAAGAAAGACGGAUCACGCCUCUGUGCGGGAACACUUUGUGGAGGAGUGGAGCUGUUCGAUUGCUGCUUGCGGAGAAGCAUCUAUAAAAACAAGUUUGAGAUGACCUACGUCGGCCUGAGCCAGGUGAUGGUGAGGAACCUCAGCACAGGAACCCGUAUCGUCCUGAAGUCUUAUUACGGUUAUGAGAUCGAAGAGGUGAAGAUCAUGGGCAAAGAUCGCUACCUGGUGGCUCACACAUCUGAAACUCUACUGCUGGGAGACCUGCUGACCAACAACCUGAGCGAGGUGCCUUGGCCCGGCUCUGGAGGAAACGAAAAGUUCUUCUUUGAGAAUGAAACAGUGUGCAUGAUCUUUAACGCCGGGGAGCUGAGCCUGGUGGAGUACAGCAACAAUGAGAUCCUGGGUUCGGUCAGGACGGAGUUUAUGAACCCUCAUCUGAUCAGUGUCCGGAUAAACGAGAGGAAGCAGAGAGGAGUUGAAGACAACAAGAAGCUGGCAUAUCUGAUCGACAUAAAGACGAUCGCUAUUGUGGACUUGGCCGGGGGCUACAAUCUGGCAACCAUCAGCCACGACUCCAAGAUCGACUGGCUGGAGCUCAAUGAAACCGGACGCAAACUGCUGUUCAGGGACAAGAAGCUGCGGCUCCAUCUGUACGACAUAGAGAGCGGCGUGAAGGCCACGCUGCUGAGCUUCUGCUCCUACGUGCAGUGGGUGCCCUGCAGUGACGUGGUGGUCGCACAGAACAGGGGGAGCCUCUGCAUCUGGUACAGCAUCGACAGCCCCGAGAGCAUCACCAUGUUCCCCAUCAAGGGAGACAUUGUGGAUCUGGAACGAGCUGACGGGAAGACGGACGUGAUCGUGACAGAGGGAGUCAACACUGUGACUUACACUCUGGAUGAAGGCCUCAUUGAGUUCGGCACUGCAGUGGAUGAUGGGGAUUACGACAGGGCCACAGCAUUCCUUGAGACUCUGGAGAUGUCAUCAGAAACUGAAGCCAUGUGGAAAACACUCAGCAAGCUGGCUCUGGAGGCUCACCAGCUUCACAUAGCUGAAAGGUGUUUCGCUGCCUUGGGAGACGUCUCGACUGUACGUUUCCUCAACCAAACAAACCAGAUCGUUGACAAAGUUUCUCAGGAAAUGGGAGGAGAUGGAACCGAGUUUUUCCAGGUCCAAGCCCACGUUGCAGUGCUGGAUAAGAACUUCAAACUAGCUGAGAUGCACUACCUGGAGCAGAACGCCAUCGAUGAAGCUAUAGAGAUGUACCAGGAGCUCUACAUGUGGGACGACAGCAUUGCUGUGGCGGAAGCUAAGGGCCACGCAGAGCUGGACAGCCUCCGUGGGAACCGCUACCAGUGGUUAAUGGAGACGGGUCAGGACGAGAAAGCGGGCGAGGUGAAGGAGAGCGAGGGAGACUUUCAGGGAGCCAUCAACCUCUACCUGAAGGCCGGCCUGCCCGCUAAAGCCGCCCGCCUUGCCAUCAGCCGGCCGGAGAUCAUCAACAACAGUGACACCGUCGGCCGCAUCGCAGCCAGCCUCAUCAAGGGGGAGUUUUACGAGAGGGCAGGAGAUCUGUACGAGAAGAUCAGGAACAACCAGAGAGCUGUGGAGUGCUACGUCAAAGGAGGAGCCUUCAGGAAAGCGGUGGAGCUGGCUCGCCUCGCUUCCCCUGCUGAGGUGGUGAAACUGGAGGAGGCCUGGGGAGACUACCUCGUCCAGCAGAAACAGAUGGACGCCGCCAUCAACCACUUCAUUGAAGCCGGCUGUUCACUGAAAGCCAUCGAGGCGGCCAUCGCAGCCCGACAGUGGAAGAAGGCCGUCCACAUCCUGGAGUUACAGGAGGAUUCAGCCGCAGGGAAAUACUACCUAAAGAUAGCGCAGCACUACGCCUCGAUGCAGGAGUAUGAGGUGGCAGAGCAGCUGUUUGUGAAAGGAGGUCACAUUAAAGACGCCAUAGACAUGUACACGGCAGCAGGACGCUGGGAGGAGGCUCAUAAGUUGGCCGUGACAUGUAUGACGGAGGAGGAAGUCAUGGCUCUGUACAUCAGCAGAGCUCAGGAGCUGGAGACCGACGGCAAAUUCAAGGAUGCCGAGAGGCUGUUUGCCACCGUGAAGCAGCCCGACCACGCCAUAACCAUGUACAAGAAGAACCGGAUGUUCGAUGAUGUCAUUCGCCUGGUUGCCAAACAUCACCCUGACUUAUUGGCAGAGACCCACCUGCACCUGGCCAAGGAGUUGGAGGCUGAAUCCAGGUUCUCGGAGGCAGAGUACCACUUCAUGGAGGCCGACGAGUGGAAAUCUGCCAUCAAUAUGUACAGAGUCAACGAUAUGUGGGAGGAGGCGUACAGGGUGGCAAAGACCCAUGGCAGUGAUGCAGCCCAGAAGAAGGUGGCCUACAUGUGGGCUCGCAGUCUGGGAGGAGAGGCGGCCGUCAAGCUUCUCAACAAGUUUGGCCUCAUGGAUUACGCCAUCGAGGCGGCGUGCGUUAGCCUCUCAUUUGACUUUGCCUUCGAUUUGGCUCGUCUGUCAUGUAAAGAAAAGAUUCCAGAGAUCCACCUGAAACAUGCUCUCUACCUGGAGGACGAGGGUAAGUUUCCUGAGGCCGAGGUCGAGUUCGUCAAAGCAGGAAAACCCAAAGAAGCCGUGUGCAUGUACGUUCACAACAAAGACUGGGCCAGCGCGCAGCGGGUGGCCGAGGGACACGAUCCAGAGAGCGUGGCCGAGGUUCUGGUCGGCCAAGCCAAGUUCUGCUUUGAUCAGAAGGAUUUCCAGAAGGCUGAGGCCUUCCUGCUCCGAGCCCAGAGACCUGAAAUCGCUGUUCAAUAUUACAAGGAUGCAGAAAUGUGGAGUGAUGCCAUGCGGAUCUGUAAGGAGUAUAUCCCCAACAAGCUCUCUGUGCUGCAAGAGGAGUACGAGAGGGAGACCUCCAAGAAGGGAAUCAGGGGCGUGGAGGGUCUGCUGGAGCAGGCCAGGGAGUGGGAGCAGUCGGCUGAAUACUCUCGGGCUGUGGAGUGUUACCUGAAGGUGAAGGACGACUCCAACACCAACCUGAUGGAGAAGUGCUGGAUGAAGGCUGCAGACUUGUCCAUCAAGUUCCUCAGUAAAGAUCGAGCGGUGGAGGUCGUCCUGGUGGUCGGACCGCGACUCACGCAGCUCAGGAAGUAUAACGCUGCUGCCGAGCUCUACUUAAACAUGGAUCUCAUAAAGGAGGCCAUCGACGUCUUUAUUUCUGGCGAGGAGUGGAACAAAGCCAAGAGAGUCGCCAAGGAGCUGGAGCCCAGGUACGAGGACUACGUGGACCAGAAGUACAAAGAACACCUCAAGAACCAAGGAAAAGUCGACUCUCUGGUGGGUGUGGAUGUGGUAGCAGCUCUGGACAUGUACGCAGAGAGAGGCCAGUGGGAGAAAUGUCUGGAAACAGCCUCCAAACAGAACUUUAAAAUCCUCCAUAAAUACGUGGCUCUGUACGCCACACAACUCAUCAAAGAUGAAGACCCUCUGACGGCUCUGCAGCUCUACAUCCAGCACGGAGCGCCACCAAACCCCCAGAACUUCAACAUCUACAAGCGUCUGUUCCUGGACGUCGUCAAUCUUCCCGACACCGACACACCAGGGUGUUACCGCAUGUGGGCCGAUCUGCGCGACUUUCUGCAGCAGCUGUGUGAGAACGUGUCCCGGUCCGCAGAGGCCAACUCUCCGGCUCAUGAAGACUUUGAACAGAUGCUGCUGAUCGCUCACUACUACUCCACGAGAUCCGCCGCCAGGGGAGUCGAGCAGCUGAUCAGCGUAGCGGCCAAGCUUUCGGUGUCUCUGCUGCGCCACACCGAGAUCGUUCCUGCAGACAAAGCUUUCUACGAGGCCGGCCUGGCCUGCAGGGCUGUCGGCUGGGAGAACAUGGCCUUCAUCUUCCUCAAUCACUUCCUGGAUCUCUGUGAUGCGAUUGACGAGGGGACGCUGGACGCUCUGGAUCACUCUGACUUUAUGGACACUGACAUUCCCUUUGAGGUCCCCGUCCCCACCAAACUCUGCGUCACCGACGCCCAGCGGGAGGAGAUCCGGGACUGGGUGCUGAUGGUGUCCAUGGACAACCGGCUGGAGCAGGUUCUCCCGCGAGACGAGAGGAACUCGUACGAAGCCUCGCUGGUGGCCACUAACACGGGUCUCAGAUCUCUGCCCUGUGUGCUCACCGGUUACCCCGUGCUGAGGAAUAAGGUCGAGUUCUCGCCUGUGGGAAAAGCCGCCAACAAGGACGACUGGAAUAAAUUCCUCAUGGCCACAAAGACCUCUCACAGUCCAGAGUGUCAGGACGUCCUGAAGUUUAUCAACCAGUGGUGUGGGGGUCUGGGCGCGUCUGGAUUCUCCUUCCAAUGAUAAGACACAAGAUUUAGUUUUCCUCUUCCAUGAUUAUAAUCAAUACCUCAUAAGUGAUGUCUUCUCUUCUCUGCUCUGUUACUCAUCUGUCAUUUCAUUCACAUUCAAAUUAUUCCAGCUGUGAUAACAAAGUUUGAAAUGAACCACCAGAUGUUUGUUUGUUUUUCACAAUUUAUUUAUUUAUUAAGUCAACUCCUCAUUGACGUUCGAUUUUUGGUUUCAAAGUGUCAUCUCAUGGUGGUCAAAACAUGUUUUAAAGUCUUGUCUGUUUGUUCAGUUAUGUAACCCUUUUUAAAAUACACGUAUUCUUUAUUUAACAAAGUCACACUUUCAUUAAAAACCAAAAAAGAAUCAGAUUUGUAACGAGCCUCAUAUUUCACUGCUGCACAUAAACUCCUGAUAAAGACAUUAAACCCGUAUGAAGUCGUUCAGACAUUUCUCCAGAGACGACCUCAUGACUGAAGUUCAUUGCUGAAAGAAAUCCAAAGUGAUCUUUUAGACUUUUACAGAAUUAUUUCUGCUCCAGAAAAUCCUGAGAGACAGAUUUAAACUGACGGGUAAAAGUGACUCUUUAAUGAACACGUUCUUGCCUUUGCUGUUUUUCUCAGAGUAUCUAGUAAAGCCUUUAUGGUGUGUUUGAUAUGAAUGUAUUUUGUUGAAUAUUUAAAAAAUAAACAUAGUUUUCCAUC
Molecule: messenger RNA, 6075 nt
Organism: Labrus mixtus (cuckoo wrasse)
Lineage: Eukaryota; Metazoa; Chordata; Actinopteri; Labriformes; Labridae
Gene: ift172
Product: intraflagellar transport 172
Exons: 48
Coding region: 137-5386 (1749 amino acids)
Biological process (GO): intraciliary transport
Cellular component (GO): axoneme; intraciliary transport particle B; ciliary basal body
Molecular function (GO): protein binding
Source: RefSeq, a predicted model, not a curated record